AUGGACGUGAAGGUGCCCACCGUCCGCGCCCUAGACGCCGACGUCACAGAAUAUGUCAAAUUCUACGGUCUUUCUGCGCACAGGUCGACUUUUGCGGUUCGCUUAACGUUUCCCGAUGUUCCUUCGGAUGUGUACCUCGCGGCCGUCUUGCUCGCAAGCCCAGGCAAACUGUACAAGAUACCUGUGCCGGCCUUCGUCGUCCGCAUUCGAGAUCGCAAGGUUUCCACACUAGAUGACCUCAAGCAGAUCGCGUGCGAGAUUCCUGAUGACAUGUAUUUCGACAUGGAGGUCAUUCUCUGGGGGAAUCGACUUGAAAAGGUCACACUCAAGAAGAAUGAGGAACAAUUCCCAACGGAGGUGACGAGACUCAGACUCGACGACCGACGAGUCAGGCGAUCAGACGCAGACGCCGGCUUCUAAACGCUAAUCGGCUCUGGCCACAUCUCUUAUACUUCGUUUGCUUUGAAGGGUCAUGACCGAGAAG
Trematosphaeria pertusa is the source of this 484-nucleotide messenger RNA. RefSeq lists its product as uncharacterized. The coding region runs from base 1 to 420 and encodes 139 amino acids. The record is from RefSeq and is a predicted model, not a curated record. Lineage: Eukaryota; Fungi; Ascomycota; Dothideomycetes; Pleosporales; Trematosphaeriaceae. The transcript has 2 exons.